Molecule: messenger RNA, 2111 nt
Organism: Nothobranchius furzeri (turquoise killifish)
Lineage: Eukaryota; Metazoa; Chordata; Actinopteri; Cyprinodontiformes; Nothobranchiidae
Gene: dmrt2a
Product: doublesex and mab-3 related transcription factor 2a
Biological process (GO): sex differentiation; regulation of transcription by RNA polymerase II
Cellular component (GO): nucleus
Molecular function (GO): RNA polymerase II cis-regulatory region sequence-specific DNA binding; DNA-binding transcription factor activity, RNA polymerase II-specific
Source: RefSeq, a predicted model, not a curated record
GUGAGUUUCUGCUUCAGAGGAACGUUGGAGGCGUUUGCGGGGAGACGUUCCUUCAUCCGGGCAAUUAACGGCUAAUUGGGCUAGUCAGACUCAUCCAUCACGGUUCUAACGAGCAGGUUACCGGACCCCGGAGAUCCAAGCAGCAUCCGAACCGGACCCAGGAAGCGGACAGACAUGUCAGACAGCGCCGGUUGCGAGUUCGAAAUCGACGUGGAGAGUCUGGAGAGCGACGAGGCGGAGUCCAGCAGCCGGCCCGGCUCCGCGCCGCUCGGGCCCGCCGCCUCCGAGGACGAUGGAGACGACAAGCCGGGCCCCAGCGGCCUGAGCUCAGGGGACCAGAGGAAGCUGAGCCGGACUCCGAAGUGCGCUCGGUGCCGGAACCACGGCGUGGUGUCCUGUCUGAAGGGACACAAGCGGUUCUGCCGCUGGAGGGACUGCCAGUGUGCCAACUGCCUGCUGGUGGUGGAGCGGCAGCGGGUGAUGGCGGCCCAGGUGGCCCUGAGGAGGCAGCAAGCCACGGAGGAUAAGAAAGGAAUCUCCAAACAGAUCCCAGCAGAGAGGAGGAUUUACCAGCGGCACAUCCGACCGUCCACCAUGCUCGCCAAGAGCAUCCUCGAAGGGUACCGUCCAGUCCAGCCCGACCCGUUCCUGGCAGCCAACACCACCCUUCCUCCACCGCUGAGCGACCGGAUGAGGAAGAGGAGGGCCUUUGCUGAUAAGGAGCUGGAGACCAUCAUGCUGGAGCGCGAGUACAAAGAGCGGGAGCUGAUGGAGAGCAGCCAGGCAGUCCCGGGAACGCUGGUCUUCCCAAACGGGAUGGUCCAUCACACUGCAGACUACAACUCCUAUAAGACGUCCUUUGCUCCGGCGGCUCAGGUGGAGCCGCAGCCCAAAGAGCUGUGUGGCUUCCUGGGCCCCAACUGCCUGGACCUGUCCAUGCAGUACCCGUCCGGCUCUAACGUGGAGCUCAUCUCCUCCAACGUCAGCGUGGCCACAACCUACCGCCAUUACCCGCUGCAGCCGUCACGGGGCGGCUUCGUGAUGUGGCCCCGCGGCGCCGCCAGCCUGGGUGACGCUCUGCUCUACCAGCAGUGUCUGUUCAACGCCACGGCCGUGCAGAACAUGAAGCCCGGUUCUGUGUGGGAGCCCAAAGCCAUGCCCACCGAGAGCCAGCCUCCUGACCCCGAGGCCGUCCUCGCCGCCAAGCUGGAAGGGUCCCGAGCUGCGUCUCUGCAGGACUCGCUGGAUUUCCAGCGGCCUGAUCCGAAGCCCCCCAGCGUGGCUCAGGCGGGGCAGAAGGAGUGCUCGGCCUUCUCUCCUCCCAAGCUUUCCGUGAAACUCAACUCCUUCCACUCCCUCCUGCACUCACGGACCGAGAAAGCCCCCGGGCCCGGCAGAACCGGGCCAGAGAUCAGAGCUCCGUACUGUAAAGAGCUCCUGGAGGAGGCGGCCCGCAAGUUAAGGGAGGGCGCCGCCAAGGACAUUCAGGGGUUAAAGGUCACUGACCGCUAUGGAAAAGACUUUGCGAGCAAACCUGGCAACAAGAUGGCAGCCGGCGAGUCGCUCUCCUUCUCUGUGGAGGCCAUUCUGAAACGGCCGCCGCCCACCAUGAGCCGAGCAUUCCAGUAACUUUACGUUUGUUGCACUAAAGGUCAAAGGUCAGCUGUUUGGGAUGCAGUAAGAACAUCAGCGCUGUGGUCAGUUUGAAUGCUUUCUCUGUAAAAAUGAAUGUACAGUAUAUUCUAUUUGAUGCUGUUUUAUUGUUUGAUUAUUUAAACCAGCGUUUUCCUCUCGGUAAUAAACUUUAUACGAUUCAGAACUCUCGUGUGUCCGAAGGGAUUUCCUGCGUGUUUAAGGUUUGACAUGCUCGAGUUUCAUGAAGUGGUUUUAUUAUGGAGGCGAUGUUCUCCAACAGGCUGGAGGAUGUUCUAACAGGUUUCAGCACCAGCUCCGCCACGGAAGGGCUUGUCCACGCUCCGGGUUUAAUAAAAACAUUUUUAUUAUUGCUGCCAUGAAAUGGAUUUGGUUAUUUUUACACGAUUAAAACCUUUCAUCUUUUAUUCUUUAUUUUUCCUUAUGCAGAAAAAAAUAAUUACUUGGAAAAAAAAUCU